Pyrus x bretschneideri (Chinese white pear) is the source of this 2065-nucleotide messenger RNA. Its product is annotated as protein NUCLEAR FUSION DEFECTIVE 4-like. The record is from RefSeq and is a predicted model, not a curated record. Gene Ontology annotation, cellular component: membrane. Bases 121 to 1956 code for a protein of 611 amino acids. The transcript has a single exon. NCBI's taxonomy places the organism in Eukaryota, Viridiplantae, Streptophyta, Magnoliopsida, Rosales, Rosaceae.
GCCAAUCUGUUAACCAUAUAUAUAUAUAUACACACACCCAUUGGAGAUGCACUAUACUGCUAUAAGUAACAACUCAAAACCCCAAGAGUGUUGGAAAUUCUUAUCCAGAACAAAAAAAAUAUGGUGGCGGCUGAGUUCACCUCGGGUUUUGGGAACAAGGAGAUGAGGAGCUUUGGCUUUCAAGUUCUCCAUGGCAGAUGGUUCAUGGUUUUUGCAUCAAUGCUUAUCUUAUCCAUGUCCGGCGCGACGUACAUGUUCGGCCUCUACUCAAAUGAGGUCAAAACCUCUUUAGGCUAUGAUCAAACGACAGUCAAUCUUCUAAGCUUCUUCAAGGACUUGGGAGGUAAUGUCGGGAUCAUAGCCGGGCUCAUCAACGAGGUAACAGGGCCAUGGGUGGUGCUGUUAAUCGGGGCGCUGAUGAACUUUUUCGGGUACUUCAUGAUAUGGCUGGCGGUGACUGGUCGGACGUCGAAGCCUCGCAUGUGGCAGAUGUGUUUGUACAUCUGCAUAGGUGCAAAUUCACAGACGUUUGCAAACACCGGCGCGGUGGUGAGCUGUGUGAAGAAUUUCCCGGAAAGUAGAGGCAGUGUUCUGGGGAUUUUAAAGGGACUUGUUGGCCUAAGUGGUGCAAUUAUCACGCAGCUCUUCCAUGCUUUCUAUGGAAACGACGUAAAGUCUCUGAUUUUGUUAAUUGGUUGGCUUCCGGCUUCUGUUUCGAUGGUGUUUCUUCCGAUUAUUCGGUUGAUAAAGUACGUCAGACAGUCGAAUGAGCUCAAGGUUUUCUACAAUCUUCUCUACAUUACUCUCGGCCUAGCUGGAUUUCUCAUGGCUAUAAUUAUUAUACAGCACAAGUUCAAAUUUUCAAGAAUUGAGUACAUCGCAAGUGCUUCAGUUGUGACUCUGUUACUCUGUCUACCCCUCAGCGUUGUUAUAUUCGAAGAAUUGAAGAUCCGAAAGAGUAAAAUAAGAGCGUUGAACGAUCAAUCUGAGCUCAAAGUAGUAGCUGAGAAUCCAAUUCCAGCUCCUCCUCCUGCUCCUGUUGAAGUAGCACCGCAACUUGCUGCAGAGUCUCCACAAACACAGAGCCAGCAGAAGCCAACUUCUUGCUGCUUCAGCCGGCCGAAUAGAGGUGAGGACUACACCAUACUGCAAGCAGUUUUCAGCAUCGACAUGCUGAUCUUGUUCCUUGCCACAAGCUGUGGUGUCGGUGGAACUUUAACCGCCAUCGACAACUUGGGUCAGAUUGGGAGCUCAUUGGGUUACCCAUCUGACAGCAUAAGCACUUUUAUAUCUCUGGUGAGCAUAUGGAAUUACCUCGGAAGAGUCACUUCUGGCUUCUCCUCGGAAGUGCUUUUGAAAAAAUACAUGUUCCCUCGGCCCCUCAUGCUCACUCUUGUGCUUCUCUUGUCAUGUGUUGGCCAUCUUCUCAUAGCCUUUGGCGUCCCCAAUUCUCUUUACUUUGCUUCGGUAAUCAUUGGGUUCUGUUUUGGGGCACAAUGGCCAUUGAUUUUCGCCAUCAUAUCGGAGAUCUUUGGCCUCAAGUACUACGCUACUCUGAUCAAUGUUGGUGGUGCUGCUAGCCCUAUUGGGGCUUAUCUUCUCAAUGUCAAAGUGGCCGGAAAUUUAUACGAUGCGGAGGCCAUGAAGCAAUUGAAGGCUUUGGGAAGGACUAGAAAAGCAGGGGAGGACUUACGUUGUGUGGGAGUGCAAUGCUACAAAUUGGCUUUCAUUAUAAUGGCCGCAGUGGCAUUUUUUGGGAGCCUUAUUUCUUUUAUUUUGGUAAUUAGGACAAGAAAAUUUUACAAAAGUGAUAUUUACAAGAAGUUCAGAGAGGCAGCGGAGGCAACUGAAUCGGAUAAUGUAGCUGCUGCUUCAGGUGGUUUGGUGCCUCCGAGAGAAAUGGAGUCCAAAGCUCCAGUGAAUUCUGCAAAUCCAUCAACCUCCUCAGAUCGUUAGGGUAAAGCAAUGAGAUAGUUGACUAAUAGCUCUAUGCAUGUAUGAAUGAUUGUUCAGAUGGUAUUCUUGUAGUUUCCAAGUCAUUUGCAAAGCAAUAAUCUUUGAUCAA